GUUGUUGUGUACCGAGGUAGAGCCUCGCUCUCUCUCUCGUAGGGAUGUCAUUUGAGUAGCAGCGAGCAUGGAAGCGAUGUCCACGUUGGAACUAUACAACGCGGGGCCUUGCCUCCUGCCCUCGCCUGAUCGCGUUUGCUUCAAUUCUCUCGCUUAGAGUUUUUUGUUUGUGUUCCGACUGCAGGUAUUGUGGUCUAUGCAAACAUGACUUUUUGUAAAAAAGGUGUCAGUUUUCUUGCCAGAUAGAAGAAUAAAAAAACAAUUAUAUCUCGCUUAAGUUGAAUUUGUCUUCACCCGGCUCGCCACUUUGUAACUUUGUUUUACUUUAAAUAUGCACAGUUUUUAUUUUUACCAGGCCAAGCCCGCUUGAGCUGCUGUACCGCUCUUGUUUUCACAAGCGACCUGCCCACAACAACAAUAACAACAAGCUGCCGCUUCCUCUGCAGAAUUGGUCUGAUGGAGCAAAGGCACUCGGCGCAGCUCGGUGCAAAAAGGCAUCAAUGCAACCGGUGUGCAUACAGCGCGGAUCGUCUUAGAAAUUUGACACUGCACCAGAGAACUCACACAGGAGAGAAACCCUUCAAGUGCAGUGUGUGUGGGAAGGCGUUUGGACAUUCAUCUACUCUUGUAGCACACCAGAGAACUCACACGGGAGAGAAACCCUGCAAGUGCAGUGUGUGUGGGAAGGCGUUUGGACAUUCAUCUGCUCUUGUAUCACACCAGAGAACACACACGGGAGAGAAACCCUUCGAGUGCAGCGUGUGUGGGAAGGCAUUUGGACAUUCAUCUACUCUUGUAAAACACCUGAGAACACACACGGGAGAGAAACCCUAUAAGUGCAGUGUGUGUGUGAAGGCGUUUGCAAAUUUAUCUCAUCUUGUAGUACACCAGAAAAUACACACGGGAGAGAAACCCUUCAAGUGCACUCCGUGCGGGAAGGCGUUUGCACGUUCAUCAAAUUUUCAUGUCUACCAGAGAUCACACAAGCAUCAGAAGAUCCACCAGGAGUGGAGUCUGAAAUCAGCUUUAGAAAGUCAAAGUGCUGCAAUGAGCCCAUCCCUCAUCAAACAAGAACCGGAAGAAAAUCCCAGCUUGGACAUUUUCAAAGAAAUCGAGGUGAAAUAUGAAGAGGUGACGGUGAAAUGUGAAGAAGUGAUGGUGAAGAGCGAAGAAGUGAAGGUAAAAUGUGAAGAUGAAGAUUCAACCACAAAAUUGGACCUUCACAUCGAUGGAGACAACGUGAAGCAGGAGGAGAAUUCUGACUGUGAGUCAGAGCGAGGCAACUUCCAGCAGUUUGUGGAAGUGGAGGUGUGGGUGGACUUCCUCCGAGACAAUACAAAGUCAAAUGGAACGUCGCCGCUCAGCGUGACCUCAUCUGCGUCAAACGCCAGGGGGAGCUUCCUCUGCAGAAUUGGUCUGAUGGAGCAAAGGCACUCGGCGCAGCUCGGUGCGACAAGGCAACAAUGCGACCGGUGUUCAUACAGCACAAAUUGUCCUGAACAUUUGACACAGCACCAGAGAACUCGCAUGGGAGAGAAACCCUUAAAGUGCAGUGUAUGUGGGAAGGCGUUUGCACAUUCAUCUGAACUUGUAAAACACCAGAGAACACACACGGGAGAGAAACCCUUCAAGUGCAGUGUAUGUGGGAAGGCGUUUGCACUUUCAUCUACUCUUGUAGCACACCAGAGAACACACACGGGAGAGAAACCCUUCAAGUGCAGUGUGUGUGGGAAGGCGUUUGCACAGUCAUCUACUCUUUUAAAACACCAGAGAACACACACGGGAGAGAAACCCUAUAAGUGCAGUGUGUGUGUGAAGGCGUUUGCAAAUUUAUCUCAUCUUGUAGUACACCAGAGAAUACACACGGGAGAGAAACCCUUCAAGUGCAUUCCGUGCGGGAAGGCGUUUGCACGUUCAUCAAAUUUUCAUGUCCACCAGAGAACAAACAAGCAUCAGAAGAUCCACCAGGAGUGGAGUCUGAAAUCAGCUUUAAAAAGUCAAAGUGCUGCAAUGAGCCCAUCCCUCAUCAAACAAGAACCGGAAGAAAAUCCCAGCUUGGACACUUUCAAAGAAAUCGAGGUGAAAUAUGAAGAGGUGACGGUGAAAUGUGAAGAAGUGAUGGUGAAGAGCGAAGAAGUGAAGGUAAAAUGUGAAGAUGAAGAUUCAACUCCAAAAUUGGACCUUCACAUCGAUGGAGGCAACGUGAAGCAGGAGGAGAAUUCUGACUGUGAGGCCGAGCGAGGCAACUCCCAGCAGUUUGUGGAAGUGGAGGUGUGGGUGGACUUCCUCCGAGACAAUACAAAGUCAAAUGGAGACCAUGUCACCUGCUGCUGCCGCGUGACGUCACGACGUAACAGGAAGCUGCCGCUCCUCGCGUGCACUGCAAUCCGAGGCCAAGCCCACCUGAGCUGCUAUACCGCUUUUGUCUUCAGACGCGACCUGCUCACAACAACAACAAGCUGUUGCUUCCUCCGCAGAAUUGGUCUGAUGGAGCAAAGGCACUCGGCACGGCUCGGUGCAAAAAGGCAACAAUGCGACCAGCGUGCAAACAGCACGGAUCGUCCUGGAAAUUUGACACGACACAAGAGAACUCACACAGGAGAGAAUCCCUUCAAGUGCAGUGUGUGUGACAAGACAUUUUCACAGUCAUCAGCUCUUAAGACCCACCAGCGAACUCACACAGGAGAGAAACCCUUCAAGUGCACUCUGUGUGGGAAGGCGUUUGCAUAUUCAUAUAAUCUUGUAACACACCAGAGAACGCACACGGGAGAGAAACCCUUCAAGUGCAGUGUGUGUGGGAAGCCAUUUGCACAUUCAUCUGCUCUUGUAGCACACCAGAGAACACACACGGGAGAGAAACCCUUCAAGUGCAGUGUGUGUAGGAAUGCGUAUGCACAGUCAUCUGCUCUUGUAGAACACCAGAGAACACACACGGGAGAGAAACCCUUCAAGUGCAGUGUGUGUGGGAAGGCGUUUGCACGUUCAUCUGCUCUUGUAGAACACCAGAGAACACACACGGGAGAGAAACCAUUCAAGUGCAGUGUGUGUGGGAAGGCGUUUACACUUUCAUCAAAUCUUGUAAUACACCAGAGAACACACACGGGAGAGAAACCCUUCAAGUGCACUCCGUGCGGGAAGGCGUUUACACUUUCAUCAAAUCUUCACAGACACCAGAGAACACGCAAGCAUCAGAAGAUCCACAAGGAGUGGAGUCUGAAAUCAGCUUGUGAAAGUCAAAGUGCCGCAAUGAGCCCAUCCCUCAUGAAACAAGAACCGGAAGAAAAUCCCAGCUUGGACGCUUUUAAAGGUACCGAGGUGAAAUGUGAAGAAGUGAAGGUGAAAUGUGAAGACGUGAUGGUGAAGAGCGAAGAAGUGAAGGUAAAAUGUGAAGAUGAAGACUCCACUCCAAAAUCGGACCUUCACAUCGAUGGAGGCAACGUGAAGCAGGAGGAGAAUUCUGACUGCGAGUCAGAGCGAGGCAACUUCCAGCAGUUUGUUGAAGUGGAGGUGUGGGUGGACUUCCUCCGAGACAAUACAAAGUCAAAUGGAGACUCGUUAGAUGUGUAAGCUUGAAACGAUGUCGAUCCAAUAAACACACCUUUGUCACAGGCCUUUAAUGACUAGAAUGUGAAGUUGAACACUCAAUUGCUAGGUUCAACCUGCAGGGUAAGAGCGGCCAGUCUUUGUGGACCUGUGUGUUGGGUAGAUCUCUAACCAGGAGCGAGUUUCAAUAAGCUCCCAAGCAUUCACUAUGUUAUAAUUGCAUUUACAGUGGUCCCUCGGAGAUCGAACUUAAUUCGUUCCAAAACUGUGUUCGAACACCGAUUUGUUGGAACACCAAAUCAAUUUUCCCCAUAAGAAUGAAUGGAAAUAGCAUCAAUUGGUUCCCCACCCAAGGUUGCUCCUAUUAUGGGCCAUUUUUGCACAAAGUUUACAAUGUUAAAAAACAGUCCAGUACAUAAAAGCAUACAAAAAGCAAGAAACAAUUCUAAUUAAUAGAACAAAUGAACAUUGAACUUCACUUUACCUACAGUAAGGAGAGUGGAUGGCUUGAGUGGAAGGUGGUGAGGAGUGGAGGAGGUGUCAGUGUUGCUUGUGUAAUAAAGGAUGUUGACGA
Molecule: messenger RNA, 4117 nt
Organism: Lethenteron reissneri (Far Eastern brook lamprey)
Lineage: Eukaryota; Metazoa; Chordata; Hyperoartia; Petromyzontiformes; Petromyzontidae
Product: zinc finger protein 271-like
Biological process (GO): regulation of transcription by RNA polymerase II
Molecular function (GO): DNA-binding transcription factor activity, RNA polymerase II-specific; RNA polymerase II cis-regulatory region sequence-specific DNA binding
Source: RefSeq, a predicted model, not a curated record